Olea europaea var. sylvestris is the source of this 1803-nucleotide messenger RNA. Its product is annotated as zinc finger MYM-type protein 1-like. The record is from RefSeq and is a predicted model, not a curated record. The transcript has 7 exons. NCBI's taxonomy places the organism in Eukaryota, Viridiplantae, Streptophyta, Magnoliopsida, Lamiales, Oleaceae. The coding region runs from base 1 to 1803 and encodes 600 amino acids.
AUGCAAAUUCUCAUUGAUUCAAUCAUUCUCAGUUUCUCACUCAGUCACUCUGUCAGUAACUUGAGUGACACUAGUAGGAGAAUAUUGAACCAGGGAGUGGAGAAUUGGUGGGAUGAAUUGAUUACCUUUGUUAGGAAUUUGAUUGAUCGAUGUUUCCAUAGGGGCGUGUUUCAUUUAACUGUAGUAAUGUUCACACUCGAGUGCCUUCAACUGUUUAAGGAAUUUCUCCAUGAAUUAUACAAGUCGGAGUUUGAAGAAGUGGAAGAGAAAGAUCCCUUCAACCCUAAGAUGCCCAUUAAGAAACAAGAUGAGUACAUAGUUGGUGCUUUUUCUUACUUUAAAACAAGAUGCCCAUUAAGAAAUGAAUAUCAAAUGAAUAGAUACUUUCAACGAAAAAGGAACUUAGAUAGUGUUGAUAAGGGGGCAUCGAAUAAUGUGGAUGUUGAUGAGGGGUUAUCGAAUGAUGUGGAGUUUGAUGUCACAAAACUUCCAACUGAUCCUGGUUUAAGGAUACCCAUUUUGGAUUACAAUUCUAACAUCCGAGAUGAAUUUAAAGAGUUCGGUAGUUGGUUGGAGUACAGUGUAGAGAAGGAUGCUGCUUAUUGUUUGUAUUGUUAUCUUUUCAGAACAAGUUCUGGAAAUGCACAUAAUCAAGCUCGCAUUAAAUGUGAAGUGUUGAUGAAUCAAGAGCAACACAUUCAAUCAGUUUUCUACAAACAGUCAGAACAAGCAAGAAAUGCAUAUAUUACACGCCUUAAUGCAUCCAUUGAUUGUGUUCGAGUUCUUUUGCGACAAGGGCACUCAUUUCGAGGUCAUGAUGAAUCUGAGGAUUUUCUCAAUCCAGGUAACUUCUUAGUGCAAUAUCAAUUUUUGGCUGCUCAUAAUGAAGUUAUCGAUGCCGUCACAUUGGGAAAUGCUCCUCACAAUUGCAAAUUGACAUCACCUGAUGUUCAAAAGGAUAUAGUAAAUGCUUGUGCUAUUGAAACGAUCAAUGUUAUUAUUAAAGAUGUUGGUGACUCGCUAUUUUCUAUUCUAGUUUAUGAAUCUUGUGAUGUGUCAAUGAAGGAACAAAUGUCUAUUGUUUUACGUUUUGUAGACAAUAGUGGGCGUGUCAAUGAACGCUUCAUAGGGAUUGAACAUGUUACAAGUACCACAGCUCUAUCACUUAAGGCUGCAAUUGAUAAGGUAUUUUCUAGAUAUAACUUGAGUAUGUCUAGAUUGAGAGGACAAGGUUAUGAUGGAGCAAGUAAUAUGCAAGGUAAGUUUAAUGGUCUGAAAACACUUAUUUUGAAUGAGAGUCCAUGUGCCUUUUACAUUCACUGUUUUGUUUAUCAACUCCAACUUGCGCUUGUGGUUGUGGCAAAGAAGAACAUCCCUAUUACUAACUUCUUCGGUGUGGUUGGGAACGUAAUAAAUACUGUUGGAGCAUCUUCCAAACGAUGUGAUCUUCUUCGAGAAAAACAAUUAGACUUUAUUGCUGAGGCAUUGGAAAAAGGUGAGAUUUUAAGUGGACGGGGACUUAAUCAAGAAACGACCUUCAGCACUCUGGUGAUACACGAUGUACUCGCAAUAAUUAUUGAAGAUGAGUCUUGUUCUUGUGAUCAAAGAUUUGAUGCAACAAAUUUAUUAGAGUUGAUACAAAGAUUUGGUUUUGCAUUUAAUCUACAGUUGAUGAGAAGUGUGUUGGGGAUUUCAAAUGAACUGUCAAAGGCAUUGCAAAGAAAAGAUCAAGAUAUUGUGAAUGCAAUGCAAUUGGUAAGAUUGUGCAAACGACGACUCCAAAUAAUGAGAGACGAAGGGUGA